Meloidogyne enterolobii is the source of this 389-nucleotide messenger RNA. Lineage: Eukaryota; Metazoa; Nematoda; Chromadorea; Rhabditida; Meloidogynidae. The record is from the annotation of a GenBank genome assembly.
AUGGAUACAAUUUUUGAAGUAAUUCUAACAAAUUCAAAAAAGUUAUUUGAUGAAAUUUGUCAAAUAUACAUAAAAUAUUUUGGAAAAGAUUUAUUAGAGGAAAUUAAAGAAAUGACUAAAAAAGAGACUUUAAAAAUAUAUUUUCUGAAGAAUAAAAAGUCUGUUAAAUUAAUUGCGACGAAAGAUUUGAAAACAUUUUUAUAUAAAAUUACAGAAAAUUUGAGAGGAGAUAAAGAACCGAUUGAUGUGCUUAAGGAGGUUUGUAGAUUUGUUUUUUCUAAAGGAACAAAGGACGGUUGGGACAGGAGACAUGAAAUAAAGGAAGGGUCUGGAAGGUUUUGAGUACUCAAAUUUCUUCUCCUCCUUAAGAGGGGGAUUCCGAUUUUUAU